Molecule: messenger RNA, 702 nt
Organism: Vigna unguiculata (cowpea)
Lineage: Eukaryota; Viridiplantae; Streptophyta; Magnoliopsida; Fabales; Fabaceae
Molecular function (GO): DNA binding
Source: RefSeq, a predicted model, not a curated record
AUGGCAGAGCAUAGUAUGGAUUAUUGGAAAGAGUUGAGUGCUGAUUGGUAUGACUUGAUUGGUCAGCCGUCGCACACCUUCCAUGUUCCGGCAGCCUUGCAGAGCCAACCUGUCGCCGUUGCUAUGGAAACUCCUUUAAUGUUGCAGUCGCCGUCAUUGCCAUUAUCCUCGUCAUCGCUGUCAUCGUUGUCAUCGGCGUUGCCGUCAUCAGCGUUGCCGUUUCCAUCAUCGGCGUUGCCGUUGCCGUCAUCGUCGUUGCUGUCGUCGUUGACGUUUCAGUCGAACAAAAGAAAAAGGAUAACUUGGACAGAAGCGGAGCAUAAGCGGUUUCUAGAGGGACUUCAUAAAUAUGGAAAAGGAGAUUGGAAAAACAUCUCAGCUUACAUUCAAACGAAAACUGCAAUUCAAGUUGCCAGUCAUGCACAAAAAUAUUUUAUCCGUCAAGCUCAAACACAACACCAAAAGAAGAGGAAAAGCAUCCAUGACAUGGUUAUGGAGAACGCAUUUCAUAUGCAAAAUUCAUCUUCUUCUGGUGCAAGUUCACAGUUUUCCGAUGUGCAACCACUACCCUUCAAUCCUCACGUCAACGUGCCUCAUCCACCAGAGCUACAACCCAUGCGAGAAAUGAUGAACCAAAAUCCUAUGAAUCCCAACAACAUGAUUCAUCAUCCUGCAUACUUUAAUCAAAUGCAACCAUGUUAA